GGAACAGUCACUUUUUGGAUGUUCGUUUUUUUUCCGGUCCUACUGAACAUCACGUCCGGUGUUUUUUUCAGAGCGGUGCACUCGUUUUUUGGAAGAACGGCCGACCCAGACACCAAGAUGCGGUCCCCUCUCUUGAAUAUUGCUUUUCUUUCCUCGUAUAUUCUGCUUUCUGUGACUCAUAUUCAGAAGGUUUCAGCUGAAGGGAAUUCAAGAGGGUUUGGGGAAAACAUCCACUGGAGGAGUCUGGAUGAUGGCAAGAAGGAAGCUGAGGCCAGUGGACUGCCAUUGAUGGUCAUCAUCCACAAGACUUGGUGUGGUGCAUGCAAAGCUCUGAAGCCCAAGUUUUCUGAGUCCAAGGAGAUUUCUGAACUGGCCCAUAACUUCGUAAUGGUCAACCUGGAGGAUGAGGAGGAACCUAAAGAUGAGACCUACAGCCCUGAUGGUGGAUACAUCCCCAGAAUACUCUUCCUAGACCCGAGUGGAAAAGUCCACCCGGAGAUCACUAACAGAAAUGGAAACCCCAACUACAAGUAUUUCUACAGCAACGCAGACCAAGUCGUGUCUGUGAUGAAGGAGGCCCAGGAGAAGCUGACCGGGGACGCUUUCAGGACUCACAUUGAAGAUGAGCUGUGAGGAAGAGGAGGGAGGGGCUGGAUGGUUCUAUCCACUACCCUCAUGCCUGAAGUGUCCACUGGUUCACACCACUUCUCUACACCCAGAGCUUUUAAAUACAUAUGGAGGAGUGAGCAAGUGCACACUUCAGGGAGAAGGGUAAGGAUUUGGAACAUAUUCAAGGGCUAUCUUUCUGUCAGUGCCCCCAGUGGCAGCCUACCACCGCUCCCCAACUCCCGGCCCUGGAGGGGUUCUGUCCACUGUUCCUCGUUCCCCAACUCCCGACCCUGGAGGGGUUCUGUCCACUGUUCCUCGUUCCCCAACUCCUGGCCCUGGAGGGGUUCUGUCCACUGUUCCUCGUUCCCCAACUCCCGACCCUGGAGGGGUUCUGUCCACUGUUCCUCGUUCCCCAACUCCUGGCCCUGGAGGGGUUCUGUCCACUGUUCCUCGUUCCCCAACUCCCGACCCUGGAGGGGUUCUGUCCACUGUUCCUCGUUCCCCAACUCCUGGCCCUGGAGGGGUUCUGUCCACUGUUCCUCGUUCCCCAACUCCCGACCCUGGAGGGGUUCUGUCCACUGUUCCUCGUUCCCCAACUCCCGACCCUGGAGGGGUUCUGUCCACUGUUCCUCGUUCCCCAACUCCUGGCCCUGGAGGGGUUCUGUCCACUGUUCCUCGUUCCCCAACUCCCGACCCUGGAGGGGUUCUGUCCACUGUUCCUCGUUCCCCAACUCCUGGCCCUGGAGGGGUUCUGUCCACUGUUCCUCGUUCCCCAACUCCCGACCCUGGAGGAGUUCUGUCCACUGUUCCUCGUUCCCCAACUCCUGGCCCUGGAGGGGUUCUGUCCACUGUUCCUCGUUCCCCAACUCCCGACCCUGGAGGGGUUCUGUCCACUGUUCCUCGUUCCCCAACUCCCGACCCUGGAGGGGUUCUGUCACCUGUCCAUAAACUUACUACUAAUAGUUAGACUUUUUGUUCUGUUACCUCAUAACCUGUCAGUUCGUAUUAUGUUCUGUUUGUGUGGGUGUGUGUUGGGAGAAGUGUGAAUCGGUCCAAUUAACAGGAUCUCGGGCCAGUCUGAGAAAUAGGGUCAGGAUUUUGGGAAGCAAGCUGAUUCCAGAUCUGCACCUGAGACUGUGACCCCUCACUGUGGCCUGACUGAACAUGUCUUGGUGUUGACCAAAGCAAACACUCCAUUUGACACAUUAUCGCUGCUCCCAACCGUCACCCCAACCAUGCAACCUGUUUCUCAUUGUUAUUAUGGACGUUGCCGACUUUCGGUGUUACCUGUGAUGUCCACCAUUCCCAGUUUAAUUGUACUUGAAUAAAGGCCAUGUAGA
Esox lucius (northern pike) is the source of this 1949-nucleotide messenger RNA. It is a transcript of the gene txndc12, whose product is annotated as thioredoxin domain containing 12 (endoplasmic reticulum). Gene Ontology annotation, cellular component: endoplasmic reticulum. NCBI's taxonomy places the organism in Eukaryota, Metazoa, Chordata, Actinopteri, Esociformes, Esocidae. Bases 19 to 633 code for a protein of 204 amino acids. The transcript is spliced from 7 exons. The record is from RefSeq and is a predicted model, not a curated record.